Ostrea edulis (European flat oyster) is the source of this 10417-nucleotide messenger RNA. RefSeq names its product protein dopey-1-like. The transcript has 29 exons. Gene Ontology annotation, cellular component: endosome; trans-Golgi network. Lineage: Eukaryota; Metazoa; Mollusca; Bivalvia; Ostreida; Ostreidae. Bases 163 to 7377 code for a protein of 2404 amino acids. Gene Ontology annotation, biological process: Golgi to endosome transport. The record is from RefSeq and is a predicted model, not a curated record.
AAAAAAUUCCAAUAUAUCCGAAAACAGUUUUUUCUUAUUACUAAAAAUGAAAAUGACAGAUGGACAUCACCCGAUCACGUACGAUGUUGUUAUAAACUGUUAGAAAUACCAACGCAAAGGAAAAUGUGAUUGCUGACAGUCUGUGAGACAGGUGUAUCCACAAUGAGUGCGUUGACGAUAUUGGCGGAGGAGUGUGAGCUUCUGAACGACUCCAAGUAUAGGUCUUACAUCACACAGGUUGAGAAGGCCCUCAAAAGUUUUGAGUACACCAGCGAGUGGGCGGAUCUCAUUUCUGCACUUGGGAAAUUAAACAAGGUGCUCGUGGGACACACAAAAUAUCCAGUCAUUCCGAAGAGAGUAACAAUAGGGAAGCGACUAGCACAAUGUCUACAUCCAGCUCUGCCCAGUGGAGUCCAUCUGAAGGCUCUGGAAACAUACGACAUCAUCUUCAAAUGUAUUGGAACUCAGAGAUUAGCCCAAGACUUGUUUAUCUACAGUGCAGGGUUAUUUCCCUUGCUGGGCCAUGCUGCAAUGGGGGUGAAACCUGUGUUGCUGACUGUUUACGAACGACACUUUGUAGCCCUUGGCAAGGAUAUCAAGCCUGGGCUGAAUGGCCUGUUACUUGGACUCUUGCCCGGGCUGGAGGAGGGCUCAGAACUUCUAGAUAGAACUAUCAUGCUGUUGGAGGACUUCUGUCUGGCCGCGGGAUCUGAGUACUUCUACACGUGUUUGUGGGAAUGUGUGAAGUCCUGCCCCAGUGUCCGUCUGCCAGCCAUAACAUACCUACUGUACCACUACAACAAGAAACAAACAAUGGAGGACCAACUCUUCAUGAUGGGACUCAACAUAGAUCUCAUGGUGGAGGCUGUUUGUGGAGCUAUACAGGACACCAAUGUGUUGGUACAGCGGAGUCUGCUAGACUUCAUGAUGCUAGCUUUCCCCAUGCACAAUGACCAGCUCACCAAAUCUGACAUGUCGAAAAUCGUUCUGGCGGUCGUAAACGUGGUGCUGCGGAGGGACAUGUCGUUAAAUCGCAGACUGUACUCCUGGCUACUGGGAUCUAACGUGACAAACCUCGCAGCCCUGAACAUUCCACCCGAGUUCUCCAGGCAGCAUCAGCAGUCGGCGGACAGUAUCUCGACAUCCAGUGAGACGGACCUAGGCUACUUUUACACCUUCUCUAAAGACCUGUUGAUUCAGGCCCUCAAACAGAAGCUGGCUAACGAUGAGGAAGAAGACAUGGACGGGAGGGAGGGGACACAACUUGGGGUGCUCCGACCAUUCAGGAUCCUGAUGAGUUUAUUAGACAAACCUGAGAUAGGUCCAGUGAUCCUGGAGAGCGUGCUCCUGGCUGUGUUCCGAUGUCUGUACCGAGAGUGUGGGAGUUACUCCAAGACAAAACUAGAAAAGAAAGACGGAACGGUAUCUGUAAAGACCGGGAAGAUGGAAGAAGAAAGAGAAGAGCGUACCCACAGUGAGAUCAUCAAGACGUGUAAUCUGCUGUUCGGGGCCUUUGAACCGUACUUUAUCUGGGACUAUGUAGCCCGUAUGUUUGAGGCAUCUUGUCAGAAAUGUGUGAGCUCGAAGAAAAUCCACCGGACCAAUUCUGUACAGGAGACAGACAUUCCGUCCCUCCCAGAACUCUGUACCCUGGUGGCGUAUCUACUGGAUGUUAUCUCAUUGGAGACCUUCCUGGAGACUCAGACAGACCACCUGCCAGACUUGUUAUUCAGAAUCACAAACACCAUGACAACCUACUGCCAGGAUGUCAGCGAGGGGGAUAUGAAAUGUACAAUACAGCUGUGCUCCAAACUCCUCUCUAAAGUGCAGCCCCCUAUGAACGCUAUAGACAAUCAUCUGGAUGACUCUGAGAUCGUACCUGAGUUCCCCGAUGAGGUGAAUUUACAGGACAUCCAACAGCUUAAGGGGUCAGUUCAGAAAAUGGAGGAAAUCUCUGAGGAAGGGAUGACUGAUGGCAUUAAAACUGAACACAACCAGCAGACGGACAGACCGUCUGCUCCAGCAAUGCAGAGAGAGAACACGAUUCUGGACGGGGACCAGCCAACAGGGAGUCACCAGAGCCUGGUGUCCAGUGAUCGGUCAGUGAAGCGCCAGCGAUCUCGCUAUCCACUCAACAUGAUGCAGGCCUGCGUGGAGUGCUAUCAGAACUUUUUUCACAUCUACACCACAAAGAAGGUUCUACAAAGUGAGGAUAUUGCUCCGCAGUGUCUGGAGGGACUAGUUCUUCCCCAGGAGGCUGUCAGGAAUGGGGAGACAGAUUCUGUGUUAGAUACUGCCUCAGACUAUAGCUAUGAGGAUAAUUUUCCUUCAGGUGUUAACCAAUCAGAUCAUCAGAAACUAGUUACAGCAGAUGUCCUGAGAGAGGAAAUAGUGGAUACAUUUAAGCAUGCCUGUAAACUUUUGUCGGAGUUUUCCAACUUUCCAAUUUAUUGUACAGAUUUCCAGAAGGCGCUGAAAAGAUCUCAAACUGAGGGGGAGGACCUGCCGCCAUGGAUACAAGACCUGAUUGCUUGCAACAUCACAGUUGAGAACUUUGAGAUUCAGAGCACGACCAUUGGUAUUAUCCUGGAGCUGAUUCAGCUGACACGCUCUGUCGGUACGGACGACCCAGAUUACUCAACCAUGGAUCAGUCACCAAGAGGAGGCACCGUGUCAGUGAUGAUUCUUCCAGCUCUGCUUCCAAAACACCUCAAGUACCUCAACAACAGCACGGUCUUCUACAAGGUGAUAGCGGACAUUCUGUGGGAAUUUUUGGAUAGCUCUUCUCCUCGGUAUCACCAGCAGGCAGUCAGGAUGUUUCAUCUCCUCCAUCAAGUCGCCCCGUCAGCCUGGGUGUGUGAAGACGUGAUUGGUCGAAAUCUGGUCACCGAUAACCAGGUGAAGAAGAUUGAGGGCUUUAAGAGGUUUGCUGUGUUGUGGCAUUUGACGCGGGACGUCAGAGACACUUCCUCUCCGUCUGGCUCCACCAGGAAGUUCGACAGGUCGAUGUUUGUGGUCCUGGACAGUUUGUGUGAAGAAGACAGUACGGUGAAGGCUGUGGCCACCAAUUGGCUGACCCAUCUCCUACAGCGAGGGGAUAUAGGGCGGGUACUAGAUCCCAUACUGCAUAUGUUGCUUCACCCCGAUACUGCAAGGGUGUCAGUUCAACAUGUAAACAUACAUACCCCUCGUAAAGUUAAUCUGUCGGAGUCAUCGGAGGAGGGUUCAGAAGCUCGGAUCUAUGCAAUCAGCAGUGAAGGAGGGAACAUCAUCUACCAUGUGUCGAACGACGGCCGCAAAAUAACGGGAAGAAAUGCUGAGAAUCUCAAACAAAUUGCCCUAGUGAUGGGAGAACAUGGCACCACCUCACUCACACCACACGACCAGGAACUGCAUUUUGAGCGAGUCCGACCAGACGAUUUAAAUCUUCGCAUUAAUCCAUGGGGAUCGGAAAACUCGCUGGAUAAAUUUGAUGGACUGGGAUUUGAUCUCCCAACACCAACACAACAAACCAGUCUCACAAAUGUCCGAAGGUUAGAUAAGGAGACUUGUGUGAAGGAGGGCAUUUACUUUGGUACUGAAGGAGAGGAGACGAAAGUAAACGAGAAGGGAGAUAAUUCAACCUCUCAGGAGAUUGCUGAAUGGAUUGUGGACUGGAUCGUGGACCAGGUGAUGGAACAAACUACUGCAGAAAAGAACAAACAAAAACCGCUGGAAAGAACGGACAGCGUGACGAGCAGUGAGGUGCAGGAUCAUGAUAUCCUGAACAGCAUAGAGAGGAAGGGUCUGGAAAUGGACUCACCCACAGGAAGUGAACUGGACCUGUCUAAAGCAAAUCCAAGGGAAGACAGUGUUAACACGGACAUACACACAUUACACAUGCACAUGCUUCUUUACACACAGAAAUACGACAGCAAAAGGACGUUAUAUGCCCUGGAAAUGCUCAAAUCUAUUCUGGUCACUUGUCCUCGGCUGGUUGUCACGACGAUGGUUACUACCAGUAUUAGCUCAGUCCGAACGAGGCAGCUAGCAAAACUACAGACUCUGCUGGCCAGACACAGGAAGUCAAUAUUCGGGAAAAAUUUCUUUGGUGAACUUCCUGCAGAAGUGUUGUCUAGUUAUAGGAGUAAUAUGUUCAUAGAAAUAAUGAUCUCAAUAUGUCUGUAUUUUAUUCGUAGUUACUUUCCAAAUUUAUUGAUGAGUAAAUUAUCGACGGAGGAGUUGAACUGUAAUAAGGAGGUUCACAUCCUGGCUACGGAGGUUCUGACUCAUUUGCUGUCGGAGCUAAUCGCCAUCAUGAAGGAGAGCGGCAGAAGUCUGAUGUCGUAUAUCAAGGACCUGCUGAGUCGCUGCAAACUUCAGAAAGCGGUCCUAUAUUGUUGUUUGUCGUCAGUCUAUAAUUCCCGAAAGAAAGACUCUCGUGAGAAUUCUUCCAACAUCACAGAAGCCAUUAUUCAUUUUAAUGAGGAGAAGCUUGACCCGUCUUCCAAUGAAACAUUCCAAGUAAAGCUGCUUAAUUUACUGCUGGUCAUGAUCAUGUUGGAGCACAACGUUCAGAAAAUUCAAAAUGAAAGCGAGACUACUGCCCCACAGGCCCAGGAAUGGGAAAAACAGAAAGUGAAUUUCCACCAAUCGCUGAUGAAUGUUAAAUUCACUUUGGGCCAGCCUGUAGUUCAGCAGCAAAUGUUUAUUUCUUGUGUUCUUAGUGCCUUAAAACAGCAACACAUGCUUCACAUGCACAGACAUUGGGUUGCUAUGGUAACUUCUAGUCUGCCAUAUAUGGGAAAGUCAUUGACUAGCAUUGUUUUAAAUGUGACAUCACAGCUAUGUAGGAAUUUGGAAAUUCUAGCAGUGUCAUACAGACCCAAGGAUCAAAACCUACAGGAAAGUGGUAACCAGAGUUCUCUCCCUGUGGACCACAUUGUCAGUAUCCUGGAGGGGCUGACCACACUGUGUCACUACUGUCUCCUGGACAAUGUGGCUCCCGUCUCCGUGGGACUCCAGACCCCCAAUACAACUGCAGUCACCAUGGAAACCAGCAGUGCAGGACAGAUUCUUAACAAUUUAAUAAAUGUCUUCAACCCCUCCACCAACAGCAGGGAGGUCAGUCCAACUCGUGAGUUAACCCCAGCCCCGGUGAUGGAGGCACGUCGCGGUCUAUUGAGCAUCAUGCCCCGGAUCAUUGCCUGUAUGGCCUCUCUAUGGAGAGCUGUGAAUGUUGAUGAGGACUCUGGUAAAGUACAGGAGAGCCACACUUGGAUCAUGGGGCGACCAAAGGUGAUUCGUCAGUGUGUGUUGAGUUUUCUGAGUCCUUUGUCCCUCCCUCACGGAAUUCACCUUCUGGGGGCAGUGGGUGUGGCCUGGAAUGACCGCCGCAAGAAAGUUUCACCUUCCAAUAGAAAGAACAUCCCAUGUGAGGAGCAGCUAUUGUUGGUGGAUCUAAUUAGUGCUAUAAGAGUACUACCGACAGACACUCUCGUACAGACCAUAAACAGAGUGUUAAAACAGCCGCCACAGACCGAGAUAGGGAAAAGCAAGAAGAGUGUUCCUUUGGAGGUAAACAUGCUGCAGUUCUUUUAUGCCUAUGUGCAGCAGACUCCGGUGGCCCAGUUACUGGAUUCCUGGGGGUCUCUGCUGGCUCUGCUUAGGGACGGGAUGCAACUUAACCUCUCUCCACCCGGGAAAUUCCUUCUUCUGCAGAUCGUCUGUGAGUUUGUUCAGAAGAUUCCACAGAUAGAGGAGAAAAAGAACCAAAAGGAGCUGCAGGAACUGGCGCAGCGGAUCCUUGAGAUGAUCGGACUCAUCGCCGGGUCAUCCCUGGAGCAGACCACGUGGCUCCGGAGAAACCUGGCUGUCAAACAGACACUGCAGAUUGCAGGAUCAGAAGUGGAUGAUGAGUCAGAGACAGACCAGGAGAUGACUGAGAGAAAAGUGGCGGACCCUAAACAGAUCAGUGCCUUUGAUUCUAAGUACAGUGUCCAGGCCUUGUCCUUGCUGGCAGAGCUUACAGCUCCCCUGCUGGAUGUAAUAUACAGCAGUGAUGAAAAGGACAAGGUGGCACCGUUUCUGUCUACCAUAUUGUAUAAUGUAUUCCCGUAUCUCAGAAAUCACAGUCUUCACAACGCCCCGAGUUUCUGUGCUUGUUCCCAGAUCCUGGCCUCGGUCAGUGGUUAUCAGUACACUCGGAAGGCCUGGAAGAAAGAGGCCCUGGAGAUCCUGCUGGACCCGAGCUUCUUCCAGAUGGAGAUUAAGUGCAUCGGCUUCUGGCGAUCAGUAGUGGACAAUCUGAUGACCCAUGACAAGACCACAUUCAAGGACCUGAUGAGCAGAGUGACUUUCACACAGUCUGGUUCCCUGAACCUGUUCAGCUCCAAGGAACAGGAAUUAGAACAGCGGGCUCAAAUGUUAAAGAGACUGGCUUUCACCAUCUUCUGUAGUGAACCGGACCAGUACCAGAGAUCAAUGCCAGAUAUACAAGAGCGUUUGGCGGAGUCCCUUCGUGUGCCUCAUCAGGCCCCGUCUGUCAUGGCCCAGGUCUUCCUGUGUGUCCGAGUCCUAAUUCUCCGGAUGUCCUCUCAUCAACUGACCUCACUCUGGCCUACGGUCAUCACCGAAAUGGUUCAUGUCUUCAUGCAGAUCGAACAGGAACUGUCUAACGAUACAGACGAAUUCAACGUGUAUUUACGCAGCAAGAGCAGAACUCAGAUUGCACGGAUUGCAGCGCUGGACUCGAGCUGGGCUCACCUUGGCAACGGUUUGAAUGCCCACAACAAUCCUGCGUGGCUCCAGUUGUAUCUGAGCGUGUGCAAACUACUGGACCUAGCUCUAGCCUUGCCUGCUGACCAUGUGCCUCAGUUCCAACUGUACCGCUGGGCCUUCAUCGGUGGAGUGGCUGCCGGGAAUGACAAUGGUAACAGCGAGGAGGACGAGGAGGAAGAAGAGAAGAGAGAGGACAAAAAGAAGAAGAAAAAGAAGAAAAUAAAAUUUGUCCCCCACAUCAUCCGUUUAACCAGACUCAUCAAUGAAAGGGUUGGUGGAGUGACACCCAUUAUGAAGCAGACUCAGGGGAGACCACUUCUGACACAGACAUAUCUAAACUCCCUGUCUGAGUUACAGCCCUUCUUUAACACUCUUUGUUAUGCUGGAACAUCAGACAGUAAAUAUGUAAUAGUGGGGCAGAAGUCCGGCAAACAUGUGACCCAGAAUGGAAUAGGUCAAGGUCACAGGAAAGGGAUUUCCAAGUCCAGGUCCACUCCCGCCAAAAUGGACAAAUUCCAGAGGCCAGACAGCCAGCAAGCCCAGCAGCAGAGGAGCAACAAGCAGUUUAUAGAGGACCUCAUGGAGAGGGACUUCCUCGAGCGCUGUCCCUUACACUGAGGCGGGGGUGGGGUCAGGAAGUUAAAGCUUUCUUACGUAUAUUUCUUUGCUGUGAAUCAUGGGUUGAAUUCAAACAGUAUAUAAGUAAUAUUAGAUGUACACAUAAAGUAUGUUAUAUGGUGAAGGAGAAUCAAUUUGUGAACUAGAGAUAGCUUUACUAUACACAUGUUGAUAGCAUUAAUUAAUUAGCAAUGCUUGAUUGAUUUGGUCAUUAUCUUAACGGGUGCUUUAUUUAGCUUUACCCUUAGUGAUGAAAUAUUAACUUUAUGAUUAUGUUUGACUUGUGUAACACAAAUUUUUUUCUAGUCGUAUUAUGUAAUGUGCAAUUUAUUUUGUUUUUAAACAUUGCUUUGCUUUAAGUUAUGUAUGUGUGUGUAAUUGUAAAUGGUAUUGGCAAAUGCAAUUAUCAAAACAAUAUGAUUUUUAAGAUGAAGAUUAUUAACAAGAUUUGAUGUUUUAUCCACACUUGAAUUGUAUCUUUGCAUAUCUUACGUACUCUAAGAUGAGAUGAGCUCUUUCUGCAGGCCACAUUUACAGAGCUUUUGGCCAACAUAUUGCUGUUUCUACAUUAAUUUAUUGUUUACAUUGAGAUAUUUAUAUAAAGCUUUGUUACCACAGAUUAAUUGUUCUUGUAUUACGCAAUUACAUAAUUUGGCAAAAUUGCAUUUCGAUGUUAAAUUGUGAAAAUGUGAAAUUGGAGAAGCACUUUGGGGCUGAAAGAACUUAAUCUUUAGUUUCUCAGGCAUUGAUAUAUUAGAAUGAAAACUACUGCAUUAGACAUAUUGAAAAGGGGAAUAACUCAUUUUUCAUUUUCUUUUUAUGCAUGUUAAACUGAGAAAGGAAAGAUUAUUAUUUUUGGCCUAAUGUUAUACAUGUAAUUUUUUAUAGGAAGAAAAAAUAGAUUAGGAAAAGCAAGAAUUUGGAUUUCACAUCUCACAAAUUAGCUUGAAAAAUGAUAAUUUCUUGCAUAAGUGAUCUACUGUAUGUUGAGUGGAUAUGUGUAUGGUUUUUUCUUUUGUUUUUAUUUUUAUUUUUUGUUUCCUUUGUGGAAAAUGAGGUGUGUUAAACCAAUGUAAGUUUUCAAUUUUGUAUGUAUGCAAUAUCCAGUUUAAAGUUACAUACAUGUACAUGUAUAUAUACUGAGCAUUUGAACAGCCUACUUGUGCAAUGCACAUAUCAGAUAGAAAGUGGUUUGGGAACAUACAUAUACCUGAUCAGGAGAUAGAGUUCACGGCAGGUGUUACCAGUCAACGGGGGUGCUUGCUCCUCUUUGGCACCUGAACCCGCUUCUGGGACCUGUGUUUGCUCUGCUCUCAAUUUUGUAUUCUCUAUCUAGGAUUUAUGAGAUUGAUCACUGUUUAUUAUCUUAUAAAAAUGGUCUAAUCUGACACCCAUUUCAAUUCUGAUGUCAAUUUCGAUUCCCAGUUGCCCUUUCUCUGUGUUCUUUACACUGUGCAGUCUACGAGAUUUAUUGUGUGAUUAGUGGUGUACGAUAUAACUCUGUCAUCCAGGCAAUAAUAUUUUGAUAUCUGUUUCCAUAAUACAUAAUAUUUUGUUUUUAUUUAUUUUUUAAUUAAUUUUUUUUUUUUUUUUUUUUUGUUAAGUGUUAAUUGUGCAAGUUGUUUAUAUAUCUUAGCUGUUCUUCCAUUGAUCACAUUCCUGGUUAUUUAUUCAUGUAUUGACAUGGUGUGAAGGAUUUGAAUCUUUACUAUACAUAUACACCUGUAAUUGUAAUUUUCCUCCAUAAGCAUCAGAUUCUUUAUUUCCUUAAGCUAUACAGCUCAUUGGUUUAUAUACAACAUAUUUACAAAUAAGACAGUUGGGUGUCAGUAGACAUACAGAUACAAUUUGAGGAUUUAAAAUCAAUGCAUUUCAAUAUGCAUAUAACAAUACACGUCGAUAAUUUGUUGUUGCAAAGUACAGCAUUUCAUAAAUUACAUGAAGAUCGUAAUUUUGUAGCCUGUUGUAGGAACUUUCCUACAAUAUAGAUGUACAAGAAAAUUCAAACCUCAUUUUUUUCGCCCAUUCAGCCCUUAUGCUAAACGGGCAAAAUCAAAAUAGGUUUUCAGGUGAAUUUAAAAAUGGAACAGACUUGUUUUUUGUUGUUGUUUUUUUUUUAAUUUAUCUGGGCAAAACACUUCUCUGUACACAGUAUAUUCCACAUAAUGAGAGACUGAUAAGAAAACAUUUAUUACUGCUCACCUACAUUAGCCAAGGGUUACCCCAUCCAAGGUUUCUCUCCUUUUCAGGUGAGAAGGAAAGAACUGAAGAUUGUUACUGCUUUACAGAUUUCUACUCCGAAGUUAGACAGGGUAACUUUUACCACAGGUACACCCUGUAAACCAAAGUUUUUAGAUUCAAUUUUGUGAGUUCUUCAGUUCUGAGGGGUGACAUUUCCAUGUGAGUCAAUGGCUAGACCUUAUGUUUUAACACAGUGACUUUUAACACAGUGACCUUUUUACAUGUACAGAUUUACAACGUCUCGCUGUUUGAGGGAUGCUGAUGUGCACACUAAUUAUCCACAGUUUGAUUUCAUUUGUUGUACAGAUUCUCUCAGAACUGUCUAUUGCCCAAACUCUCGGAUUUUGAUUUCAUUUGUACUACAGAUUCUCUCAGAACUGUCUAUUACCCAAACUCUCAGACUUUGUCACAGUGUCCUGGUGUGUAUCUGGGAGAUAUUUUAAUGUCUGCCGGCGUCGUGUGGGUGUGGAGAACUCUGAUAUUAAUAUUGAUACCAGAAUCUUUGUUGUUUUUUUAACUGCUCUCUGUUCCAAACUAACAGCAGAGUUUGAUUCCUAAUGAAAAAUCAAACAGAGACUUGAUUUAGUUAUAGUUCAACUGCUGUUAUUCAGGCAGAAGUUGAUUGCUUUUCUUUCGAGCUUUUGUGUCAACUUCCCAAGUACAAACCCUGUUAACUUCAUUAGCAUAAAGUGAAGAUUUUAUCUCAAAUAUUUUGAGACUUGAAUCUAAUGAGAAAUUUAAAACUGUGAUAUGAAAUUUAAAUGUUUGCCAAUAAAACAUUAACUUAGAACUAUAAAAA